Molecule: messenger RNA, 1104 nt
Organism: Pelmatolapia mariae (spotted tilapia)
Lineage: Eukaryota; Metazoa; Chordata; Actinopteri; Cichliformes; Cichlidae
Exons: 8
Coding region: 1-1104 (367 amino acids)
Biological process (GO): intracellular signal transduction
Source: RefSeq, a predicted model, not a curated record
AUGGGUGGCAGUGAGAGCAAACAGGAGGGAGUCCCUCCCUCUAAAAGCACUCUGUGUGGGGAACAUGAGAGCCAGACCAAAGCUCAGAGGAACCCACCUGGACCUCCACCCAGCUCUGUGUCCAAUGAAAGUAACUCAGUCAAAGAUGUCAUUAAGAAAUUUGAGCAAAGACAGUCAGCUGAGAAAAGGAUCCAUCAGAGACUCAAACCUGGACCUCCACCCAGCUCUGUGUCCUUACAGAGUGACCGGUCUAAAGAGGCUGGUAUUUUCUUUAAAUCAGGCGUGUGUCGUCCUGCAGAGAGAGUGGACCAGCAGAGCUCAGAGGUUCCCAGUGGUCAGUCUGCCCAGCAGCAUCAAACACAGCUGGACUCCAUAUUUAUGCUGCUGGAGGACAACAUCAUCACUUUUGUGAAGAACGAGCUGAAGAAGAUCCAGAAGGUUCUGAGUCCAGAUUACCCAGAAUGCUUAGAGAGUCAGAGGAGCAGCAGCAGAGAGGCAUUUGUGAAGAUCACAGUGGACUUCCUGAGGAGAAUGAAGCAGGAGGAGCUGGCUGACCGUCUGCAGAGACAACUUCAAGCUGCAGUUUGUCGUCGUAACCUUAAAUCUGCUCUGAAGAAGAAGUUCCAGUGUGUGUUUGAGGGCAUCGCUAAAGCAGGAAACCCAACCCUUCUGAACCAGAUCUACACAGAGCUCUACAUCACAGAGGGAGGGACUGCAGAGGUCAAUGAUGAACAUGAGGUCAGACAGAUUGAAACAGCAUCCAGGAAACCAGACAGACCAGAAACAACAAUCAGACAAGAAGACAUCUUUAAAGCCUCACCUGGAGGAGAUGAACCAAUCAGAACAGAGUUUCUGGCUGCUCUUCAUGUCCAUCUGACCUUCAUCAACUCUGGACUCAAUCUGCUGGAAAAAGAACAAAUACCCAGACUGAGUCACUGUGACCUGUCAGAAAGAAGCUGUGAAGCUCUGGCCUUAGGUCUCAGCUCUCAGACCUCUAAUCUGAGACAGCUGGACCUGAGUAACAGUAACCUGAAGGAUUCAGGCGUGAAGCUUCUGUCUGUUGGACUGAAGAGUCCACACUGUACACUGGAAACUCUCAGGUGA